AAGAUGGCUACAAUAACAUAUUUGCCCGACGAUGUGAUUGUUAUUAUUUUGGAAAACAAAAGCAUCAGCUUAGAGGAUAUCAUGAAUUUUAAGUCCACGUGUAAAAGAUUCCAGCAGAUAACACUGUCCAACAAGUUUUGGGAAAAAAAAUAUUAUCAGAGCUGUCCUACUGCAGAAAAAAAGUAUGAUACAGAAAAACAAAAGCAAAUAUUUCACCAUAUCGAUUUCAAAGAAAGAAUGAAAGCAGGAUUAUAUUGUAUUCAAAGGUUACAAUAUUAUGAGUUUGUGAUGUCGGAAAAUAAAUUACGUAAUACUGACAAGGAACAAUUGGAGCAUCUCCUGCGUUUAAUCGCUGAAAAUUCUAUGGUAUAUUAUUUAGUAUGGGAUGAAAUAAAUAGAAUUUCUGCACAAAAAUCAUGCAAACUGUUUUCUAAUUUGACACGUGAAUAUAACAUUAAGCUAAUUUUUUACUACCUGAAACAGUAUCGAUUUAUAUAUAAGCAAAUGAAAUUUAUAAAUAAGCCGAAGACAAAAUUGCUUUUGGAAAAACAACUUACGAUCGUGGCGCAACAUUUUCAGCCACAUGUGUCUUAUUCGGGCGUAAAAAUGUGGCUAAAUGGAAUAGCGCAAACAAUACUAUGUCGUCUGAAAAGUAAAUAUCCAGCUCAUUCAAUUCUCUCUACGACUUUAGAGCAAUUUUCUUUUUGGAGAGAUAACAAUAUUGAUGACAAUUUCUGGAAUGAAACAGAAUCAAAGCAAAUUAUGUGUAUUCUCGAAGAAUAUAUAUUUUCCGAGUUAGAAAUCUAUGAGUUUCAUCAUUUAUUAAAGGCAUUAGAUCUCGAAGCCAAAUAUAUAAAAUAUAUUGCAGGAUGUUUUCGAAUAUAUCUAUUGACUGUCGCGUAUCACAUCGUCGCUAGAAGACUCGGCAUACGUAGCGUUCUGAGAACACAUGGAAUAGUUAUUGCAAUCAUAUGGAAACCAAAAUAUAAUACACACAAUUGGGAUAAUGCAGAGUACUUUUUUAUGAAUCAGAAUUACAGUUUAUUUUAUCCAUCAAACAUUAUCAGAGGGAGGUACCCAAGUAAUGAACAUUUACUAAUGGAGUCAUCAGAAUAUAUUUGGCUAACACGAGAGAUUAUGAUAAUUUACCGUAUAAAACUAGAAUGUUAUCAUAAUAUAUAUUGCAAAUGGAAUUUCAAAAUCUUCAAUUUUAAAUACAAAAAUAUUACAAAUACAAUAGAGGUUAGAUCUAACGCAGUGAAGAAACCAUUAAAAAGAAGGACAAAAAAUGUUAAAUUUGCCGUUGGAAUGAUCGUAAGGCAUACAUGGCAAGAUUAUUCUUGCAUUCAUAAUCAUGAUGGCAUAAUCAUUGGAUGGCAUCGUAAAUGUGACAGAAUGUUACGGGACAAAUUGGACAAGACUAUUAUGUUACCAUAUCUACGUCAAUGCUCUGAACAUUAUCACAUUUGCGAAUGUCAACAAUUUUCAGCCAGUGCCCAUCAAGUGCACUACAUCAUUCUUGCCGAGAAUAAUAGAAUAUGUUAUGUGCAACAAGAUCAACUAUCGAUAUGUUCACCAAAAAAGAUUAAUAACAUAGAAAUUGGAAGAUACUUCUCUAGCUUCGAAGGCACUUAUUACAUACCAAAUGAAAGCUUAAGAAAACAUUAUCCAAACGAUACCGCUGCAAUAGCCAAAAUACUUGUCAAGCAGUAGUUUUUAUUAUCUUAAAAUGUACAACACUUCUCUCAACAACAUAUUUCUUAAUUUAGUUCCCAUUAUGAAUGACACACACACACACACAAACAUAUACAGGGUGUUUUAUUUUAAUCGUCCCAGGCAAAUAUCUCGAAAAAUGUGAAAGAUAUGGAAAAACGUUUCAGACAAAAGUUGUUUGGUUCGAAGAGAGACAUAAGAUAGUAUUAUUGGUUUGACUUUGAGUGAACAUGCCAAGAGCAUAUGGAGUUCAACUUUAUUUUUUUAAAGAGAACUCUACAUUUUUUUAUUGCAUA
This is a messenger RNA of Formica exsecta, 2009 nucleotides long. RefSeq lists its product as uncharacterized. The transcript is spliced from 9 exons. The record is from RefSeq and is a predicted model, not a curated record. Gene Ontology annotation, molecular function: DNA binding; protein binding. The coding region runs from base 4 to 1713 and encodes 569 amino acids. NCBI's taxonomy places the organism in Eukaryota, Metazoa, Arthropoda, Insecta, Hymenoptera, Formicidae.